Messenger RNA from Aspergillus calidoustus, 8153 nucleotides. Lineage: Eukaryota; Fungi; Ascomycota; Eurotiomycetes; Eurotiales; Aspergillaceae. The record is from the annotation of a GenBank genome assembly.
GCAAAUUCCAUGAGCGAUGCACGACAGGACCGGGAAUUGAUGCUCAUAGCUGAGCAACAAGUGCAUUCCCGGCUGUGAUGGUUUCGUGUGUCCCAGAAACAUGAGGUAUUCACUUCAAAACAAACACCUCACCACGCUCAUUCCACAACUUUCAACCUUACUGCGGCAUGCUCAGUGCUCUUCGGUUGCCAAGUUUUGCCCUCAAUCGAUCCUGACGAUGUGUUUGGCGACAUUUCUCGGGAAAUUACUUACUCGAUUUGGGACCAUUGCGGCCUACGACUCUCAUUCCUUCAGCCCUCCAACGACUGUGUUGAGGACAGUUUCGAUUGAUCUGGUGGUCGUCGGCCCCUCCACUCCUGCCAUUCUGGUGUUGGUUCCUUGACGCCCCAGUGACAACUAACAGAGUACCAGGGACAAUCCUGAAGCGCCCACCGACAGUCGACAGUCAGUUGCAGGGCGUCAAGGCUUGUUUCGAGGAGGGCUAUACUGACACUAGGAAUCCAAUACUAUACAGCGUGUCCCAACAGUAUAGACCUGCAUCGAGCUACCAAACUUCCCUAUGUGCCGCCUCGACACGAAAAUUGCAUCGUGCUAGGGACUUUGUCUGCUAAUGGAGGAGACGAACCCUUUUCGCGAGCCUAGAACGAUGCGGUCGCCUUUGACGGACGCGAGCAAAAGGAUAAACAGCUGCCAUACACCUACUACGGACCGCGGUGCAACUAGGGAGGACUACAUGCUAACAUCGCCGGAACCAAUGUCGAUCGCGACUAGCCCUUUAUCAACAAGGACAAAUGCGGAAAAGAACUGCCUUUCGCCGGUGACGGAUUCUCGAGCUGGCUCCAAACGGGAUUCGGCGGUAUCAGCCGCUUCGAUCGUCUCAGGGAAGGGGAAAAGAAAGACACACGUUGGACCAUGGCAACUUGGUAGAACCCUCGGUAGCGGUGCCACUGGCCGCGUGAGGCUUGCAAAACAUGCGGCGACGGGCCAAACGGCGGCGAUCAAAAUUGUGUCGAAGAAGUGUGCUGCCAUCUCCCAGAGUGAUAGUAUCGCUGCGAUGGAUAAGAGCGCCGGGAACUUCAUUGGGACAGGAACAAGACAGAUGCCCUCCGGAAUCGAACGUGAGGUGGUGAUUAUGAAACUCAUUGAGCACCCCAACGUCAUCAGUCUAUACGAUGUCUGGGAGAACCGAGGAGAGCUGUACCUCGUGCUUGAAUACGUUGAAGGAGGCGAACUUUUCGAUUAUGUUUCUAAACAUGGACCACUCCCAGAGGAAGAAGCCGUUCGGCUGUUCCGACAGAUAAUCGCCGGGCUCGGGUACUGUCAUCGUUUCAACAUCUGCCAUCGGGACCUGAAACCAGAAAACAUCCUACUAGACGGUGACCACAAUGUUAAGCUGGCGGACUUUGGUAUGGCGGCACUCCAGCCAGCAGGUCACUGGCUCAAUACCUCUUGCGGAAGCCCUCAUUAUGCGGCACCAGAGAUUAUUUACGGCCGCAGGUAUAGAGGUGACAAGGCGGAUAUAUGGAGUUGUGGGAUUAUCCUGUAUGCUUUGCUUACAGGAUUUCUCCCUUUUGACGGAGGAGAUCUUCAUACCACUUUACAGCUGGUUAGGAAGGGCGAUUAUAUGAUCCCGCCAAAUGUCAGCGAUGAGGCGGCGGAUCUUAUACAGAGGAUUCUGCAAAAGAAGCCGGACGAUCGCAUCAGUAUGAGGGAAAUGUGGAAGCACCCGCUUUUGAAGAAGUAUGAAAAGUUCCACCAGGCGAUAUGUAACCACCAUCUGGGCCCUGCGCCUCCAUUAUUGCCUGAAGAUUGUGGUCCGCCGGUAGUAAGGCAAGAUAUUGAUGUCGACCUCCUGAGAAAUCUGCAAACGCUAUGGCACGAUGUCAAACCCGAACACCUCAUUGAGAGACUGCUGAGCCUCGAACCGACUCAGGAGCGGAUGUUCUACUAUGCGUUGGUUAAAUUUAGGAACGAGCAAUUGGAAAACUACCAAGGCCCACAGCUGAAAUAUUCUGCAAGCGACUACCACCAUAUCUCGCGGGGACAGGCCCGCCUGUCCAAACAUCUGCAGAACCGCUCGCAUGGACCACGACGCUCUCAGGUUCCGGCCGUUAAGGAAACUGGGAAACGCCGGCGUCCGACCAAAGAGCCCAAAUCGUCAUGCACAGUAGAAAGCUAUGAUCCCUUCCGAUCCCCUUUCAAUCGAGCACCAGAAGGAUCCCCUGAGUACGCACGAGUGACCAUUCAUCGCGAUAAACCUGCAUCGCCUCCGAAACAGACUCAUGUUCAGAUCACGGCGCUGUCAAAUCCGUUUCUCGGCGACGAACAGGAAGAGAUAGGGAGCCAGCAAAGUCCUUCAUUUACCGUCGUGCACAAAAAGAGACCCAAGGUGAACUCUGUCAAGUCGUUCCACUCUAAAGCCUCGCUCUCUGGGUCACGUCGCGCCGUCAACCGCAUGUCAACUCCUCGCUCCGCCAGCUAUAAACGGGGUGUUAGUUUCCGCCACACCUGGAAUCGCUCACAGGGCUCCAUGUCAUUGAAAACAAAGAGAGGCCGUACUGGCUACAAACGACAACAAAGUGAAGGGAGUCUCAUAUCUGUGUUUGACGACGAUCCAUUCUCGGACCCGUACGGUAGUCCCAUGCUCCCAGCUCAGCCGGCUGUUGUCCGCGGCGCCGGAAUCGCUAUCAAGAGUACUGCCGAGCGGAGAGUACAGCACUCUGACAUCAUUUGGAAGGAUGAUGCUCGGAAAGUAUCCCACGAACUUAGCCAGAUCUGUGAAGAAGCUUUCAAUGGUAGCUCGCUAUCGACUGGUUGCACAGAUACCACCUGUGUCGGCUCGGAAACCCCAGCCACAUCCAUUUCGAUAGCUAGCCCCGGAAUUUCCAAUGAUCGGCUGGUAGGCAGCAGUUCAACGGUGUGCUUAGCACCACGUACACUAGGGGACUCACCGAAGUCCACUUAUGCCAGCAAGGAGCUUGAAGAAACACGCCGCAGACUAAUCGAGCACUCGAGCAAGGGAGGUUCCAAAGACAUUCCAGGUUACCUUGCGAAGGUCAUAAGUCACCUUGAUCGCUUGAUUGAGCAAGAAAAAACGAGGACCCAGGGAAGGAAAUUGACCACUAAUGAGGGCCAUAGUUCAGCAAGCGAUCUUUUCUCCGGAUCAGCUUUGGAUGAGAGUCACCUGCCGGUGAUAUCUGAGGAGUUAAAAGCCACAACUGGCUGCCUGGGUAAACACAAUCACCAAGGAAGGCAUGCCUCAGAUUCAACUGCUGCAAGCAGCCAACGAAGUGACAUUAGUGGCGGUAAACGGUCAAUCCGCAUGGUCCCUCAGAGUUCCUUCCAGUCAAUAGGGAACGCCGAUCCCUUGACAGUUCAUAAGCAACGAUCCUCGUCUGAUAAAGAUGGUGUUAUACCAGAACUCGACAACACCCAACCCGUGGCCUCGCGUGCCGCGUCUAUUAAUUCCAGAUACUGCCGCAGUCCUUGUGAGCUAGAUCCUAUCGAUGAGCAUCCCGCGUCACCGCGUCGCGGUGGCGUCCGCGUUUCAGACCACAAGAAGUGGUCUUGGUUUCGAAAAUCUCAGAACAUUGAAGAAGAUGCAGCGAGAACCCCAAAAGUGGUUAAGCCUUUGCAUCCGAGUUCCGCUACUGUCAUUGUCCACGAGAGCAAUGCUCCGCCUGAAGCAUUGUUGACGCCGGGACACCAACAAAAGCCCUUAAAACCGUCAUCUAACUCGCAAAAGAGUUCAUUUUGGAGAUUUAUGAAGCGAAAGUCAAGCAGAAACAGCGGCUGCGAACCCACGAGCCCCCACCUAGAACGCCCAUUGGCCGCCGAACAACUGGUGAAUCAUGAUCCCUCGAAAGCCCGUCAGAGGUCCCCAGGCAAAAGCAACAACUGGUUCGCCCGCGUCUUCCAAUUCAAACCCGCCACUCGCGUCGUAGCUCUCAACACAUCUAAGAUCAAAGGCCGCAAGGAGGUUUACAAAAUGCUCCGUGAAUGGAAACAGUACGGAAUCGAAGACAUCCGUUUGGACAAAGCCAACAAUAUUAUCUACGGUCGAGUUGGGGAGUCAAACUUCUUCCGCCUCAGUCCCGUCGAAUUUUCUGCAGACUUCUAUACUGUUAUUGAAGACGGCCGGCAAGCAAACCUCAGCCUGGUUCGAUUCCGACAGGAACGCGGUGCCGCUUCGUCGUUCAAUAAAGUCGUCGAUACACUCUGUUUAGUUAUGAAGCAACGGGACCUCCUCGUCGAAGACCCAAUACGCGCGAAGAAGAUGGCACGAGUCCUCGACACCUUUCCAAAUACCUAGAUAUCCCGGCACCAAAACACCCAAAAGAGUUUACGUCAACUUACACGGAUCUGAAUUGGCAGGACUACUUUAUAUUGUACCGUACAUGACCUACGUGUCGAGUAUCUGGCUACUUCUAAACUUGACCUUUUGCACUGUCGACGUUUCUGUUGGUUGGUCGGACGCAAAUCAGGAAGGCACAAUGCCGUGAGAAACCCACUAUCUGGCUUCCAUUAUUUGGUUUGAAUGGCUUCGCUGACCAACCUUGCCCCCGGUCAAUGUUCCUGAUUACAAAACUUUCCCUAGGCCCUCGUUACUUGCAAAUUUUCCUUUGUGAUAUGCAGUUGCUCUUCUCGCUUCUUUUGGAGGACAGCGUACCCACCGCCAGCAGUAGUAUAGUGUUUAGUAGCUAAUUCCAAAUGAGAAACAUAAACAUACCCCUGUAAAGUUUGAGGCUGCCUGAGGGAGAUAAUGGGUAACUGCAAUGUGAUUUAGAAGGUAUCUAUCAAGGACAAGUCUAGCAGUGUAAGAUUAAGGUUACUUGUAGUCGAGAUCAGCCGGCAAGACCAAAACCCUCAAAUAGGACGCAAGGACCAUUCAAUCAAGAUUAGAAUCUUCGCAAAUCAUAAUGAACUAGAAAAUUGAUCAGACAGCCUCCCAGGAUAAAGACAAGAAGAACGGCAAAAAUGGACGAAACACUAAGACAGAAGGUGAAUAGGCAAAUGGCAAAACCAAGCAGAGAGCCUCCCUAUUUUUCUUUACCCCCUCUUCUCUUCUCGCAGAAAGACGGUGUCGGUAUAGCCACCCAGUAGUAAUAGCAUCAGGCAAGUUUUAACAAACAAGCAAGGGGAAAUGAAUCAUAACCAGGAGUAGUCACUGCUGGAUAUAGAUUGGCGAUGAUGAGAAACGCAAAGACAAAGAGCCACCCGAAAUGUGUUGAAAGCGAAAACGAAACGAGGCGAAACAUGACUAGUAGGGCGUAAAGGGUAGUAAAAUCAACAAAUGCUGCGCGAGUUGAAGCCGCUCCCAAACAGAAGGGCAAAAAGCAAAGUUCCACACCAGACUUCGCUUCAUAAUUUCAAGACGAAGAAUACCGCCGGCUAAAUGCAAUAUCUUUUGUAAAUUCCGUGGUGGCAUGGCAUGGUUUAACUCCCGGGUUGACCGCUUGCCGAUGCGAAGUGUGACACGCGGUCAGUCCAGGAGUUAAGCCUUGAAACAUGCCAGAAACCCAUGGUCCAGACCGAUGUCCAGAUGAAGACAGUAGGGAAAAAGAUCCCAUUAGCGGGUUGCCCCGAAAUAGUUUAUAAAAUCGUAACGCAUGUCCUCCAAAAUGCACACAAUACCUCCUCAUGAUUCGUGUUGAUCGCUUCGGUGCGGGUCUGAUUCGAUUCAUAGCGAGAGGUCGACUGACUGUUCGCAGGUUGUGACUGCUAACUUGAAUAAAAGAGUUGUCGAGAGCAAAUUCAUGUCUAUGAUUGCACACUUCUUCGUCAUCAUGUCGCUUGCCGAACUCAUAUAUUCGUAAUCGUCGAACAAAAUUGGCGAAAUAGCGUAUCUCGUUCUCUCGUUAGAUCUGUAAUCCUAAAUUGUGCCAGCACAAUUCUUCCGGAACGAUGUAUCCAGCUCCUAAGGAAGUCCCCAGCUUUUCCUGUAAACGCUUCACGCCGAAUUUUCUUCAGGUUUUUCUUUUUCUUUUCUUGUCCCCUUAUUUUUUUUUUUUUUAAAAAAACUUUUUUUCUGCUCUUGGUUCAGGCUCCGUCCCAUUUUUCUCCACGCAAUUGCAGCCUAAUUUGAACUCGGACAGGAAAGCAAAGUGUGGCCGGCACACCGUUCUCUGCCACUAAUCUCUACUUGCCAUCACAAGUCAUCCUGUUAAACUGUGGGUGCCACCCAUGUUGGCUCUCCCGUGGCUCCGUUAGAUGGACGCGGCAGACGUGGGGAAUUCGUCUACUGACCCAAGCCACGCCGGUUCAAAGCAUUGAGCAUAUCGCUGUCAGUACUGGAGCGGCCUGGGUUAUCACCGCCGGGAUUGAGCAUAUCCCGCACAUUGAGACCAUUGCGAGUCGCAGAACCGGGAGUAGAGGUUGGCGGGGGUGUGAUUGCAUUCGGAGGAUGGACCGGAGGGUAGGGAGAACCGUGAGGGGAGGACGAAUGGCGGUUGUCAUAUGGGUAAUUAGCCUGCGGCGAAGGGCGGCGCUCAUGCGCAGCAGGAGGUGGGGCAUAGUAGGGAGCGGCGCGGGACUGGUAGGGCGCGGAUGUAGCUGGCGUAACAGGGGCGAGAUUAGUAGGAUCGGGGUAAUCGAAUCCAGAACCGGAGCCGCGGCGAGGUCUCUGUUGGACGAGUAAAACAUGAGGUUAGCAAUCAGAUAGAGAAAGGAAGCAAAGCUGCAAUGCGUCAAUUGGAACAUACGUGAUCUGCCAUGGGUGCUGGAUUGCCAUAUGCGGGUUGGUACAUUCCAUUUGGCGGUGGAAGUGUUGUCUCGGGGCCUGGCGGAGGUUGAUGUUGGGGUGGCAGGGGUUGACCGUGGGCACCGUAAAGCACGACUGGCUCUCCUUGGUUUUGACCGUUCCUCAUAUGUGGGUAUGCAGCGUGGGCGGGCACAAACGCCUGAGUCUGAGAGGACACUGGGGUAAACAUGCACUGCUGGUUGAAGCGCACGCAAUUGCUGCAGCGUCCAUCCGGGUUGCUCUCGAAUCCAGAGCAUCGAAUCUAUUAUGACAGGCCAGUUGUUAGCUAGAACUGAGAUAUCGAGCAGCACGCGACUUGCGAGUGAGAUGAUUCGGCACAUACCUUCCGUCUCCUACAAUAGCGACAAGCGAUGGCCGUUCUCUGUCGAGGGGCAGCUUGAUAGACAACUCCCGGACCCCCGGGGGGUGGAGGUGGAGGCUGUUGUGCGAAUGGAUCCGGCCGGUAGGCGUUAGGCGGAGGGGGAAGCCGAUAGGGGUCUUGUGGUGGGCCUGGGUGAACGGCAGCCAUGGCUGGGUGAGGAGGAUAUUGCGUGUGCGGAGGAUAUUGCGCCGGCGGCGGUGCGUAUUGGUGGGUUGGUGGUGCUGGGCCCGUUGGAGGAUAAGAGGCUGGAGGGUACUGGAAUGAGAGCAUUUGUGUUAGUGAUGGCUGAUUGCACUGGUGGUGGAGGCAAGUAAACGUAGCAAGAGUUGACAGAGAUCGACAGAGGAAGGGCGAGCGGCGAAGAGGAGUAUAUUUAUAGACCAGUGAUGACGGGGAGUGAGGAUGUAUAAGAAACAUACAGGGUAUUGCGAAGACGGUGGAUAAGAGCUCUCGUCGGGCUGACUGGUGUUCCACUGAGGCGGUGGAUACUGUCCCUGUCGAUUGGGGCCGUUGCCGUUCGGGCCGGUGUAAUCGUGGGGAUUGUUGGACAUUUGUAGGCGAGUGAGCGAGAGAGGCUGCUCAAACCACGGGAAAGGCGGACUGGGGAGGAGUUAAGAAGAGAGGGCGAAUGCAGGAUGAUGUAUGAAAAAUCGAGUGGGCUCGUCGUUAGGCUCAGGGCCGCGCAGGGGUGACCAAACCAAUGGCGGCGGACGGAGCCGUUUGUUGUAUGUAAGCGUAAGACGGAUUGGUGUAAAGGACCGUAUGGUAAGGGUGAGCCAGCAGGAGGCGGGUGGAUGCUAAAGGAGCGAAUGGAGGUGAGUCUGUGCAGGGAUGAAUAAUAAUAGAGGCGUUAAGUCUGAGGCGCAAGAAGAACAAUUCAGAGAAGAGACCAAAUCACAGCGAGUUUCCGUCGGGUGAUGUGCAGGGCUAGCUAGCCUCGUGGUCACACUGGGGCCGAGCAGAGGGCAAAGGGAAAGAACAAAAGGAAAAGAGAGGGCUGAAGAUUGGAUUAACCCAGAGAGGGAAUUUUGG